GCCUCAGCCUCGCAUCCGUCCGGCGACUCCUGCAGCAAGUGGACCGACCGGAGAGCCUCCUCACGAGCUAACGGCUGAACACAACGGUUUCCCGCGGCCCCGCUGCUUGAGAUGCACGCGCCACUGCUCGCGCUGCUCUGCGUCCUGGCUGCUGCCGCCGGCCAGGGGCCCGACCACAGCCACGGCUGCGCCCAGGGCAGCUGCUACCCGGCGACGGGCGACCUGCUGGUGGGACGACAGAAGAGCCUAAAGGCCUCGUCCACAUGCGGCAUGCGGAGGAAGGAGCCGUACUGCAUCGUCAGCCACCUGCAGGAUGAGAAGAAGUGCUUCGACUGUGACUCCAGGCGGCCGUACGACCCGGUGUACAACACCAUCAACCACCGGAUAGAGAACGUCAUCACCACCUUCAAGCCCCUGAAGACCUGGUGGCAGUCGGAGAACGGAAAGUCGGACGUCUUCGUCCAGCUGGACCUGGAAGCCGAGUUUCAUUUCACUCACCUGAUCAUGACCUUCAAGACCUUCCGUCCGGCGGCCAUGCUGAUCGAGCGCUCCGCAGACUUCGGCCGCACGUGGCAGAUCUACCGCUACUUCUCCCACGACUGCUCCAGGGCCUUCCCCGGAGUCCCCCAGGGUCCUCUGAGGAACAUCAACGACAUCAUCUGUGAGUCGCGCUACUCCGACAUCGAGCCGUCAACGCAGGGAGAGGUCAUCUACAGAGUGUUGGAGCCAGCCAUCGACAUCGAGGACCCGUACAGCCCCAGCAUCCAGAACCAGCUGAAGAUCACUAACCUGAGAGUGAACUUCACCAAGCUUCACACGCUGGGAGACAACCUGCUGGACCCCCGAGCCGAAAUCAAAGAGAAGUACUACUACGCCAUCUACGAGCUGGUCGUACGCGGAAACUGCUUCUGCUACGGCCACGCCUCCGAGUGCGCCCCCAUCGACGGCGUCCGGGACGGCAUCGAGCGGAUGGUCCACGGCAGGUGUGUGUGCAACCACAACACCAAAGGGUUGAACUGCGAGCAGUGCGACGACUUCCACAACGACCUGCCCUGGAAGCCGGCCGAGGGCAGCAGCAGCAACGCCUGCAGGAAGUGCUCCUGCAACCGCCACUCCACCCAGUGCCACUUCGACAUGGCGGUGUAUUUGGCCACGGGCAACCUGAGCGGGGGGGUGUGUGACGACUGUCAGCACAACACCAUGGGGCGCAGCUGUGAGAGCUGCAGGCCCUUCUACUACCAAGACCCCGUCAGGGACAUGCGGGACCCCAGGGUCUGCGUCGCGUGCGACUGCGACCCGGAUGGAUCUCAGAACGGAGGGAUGUGCGACGGCCGCACGGACCCGUCCCUCGGCGCCGUGGGCGGUCUGUGCCGCUGCAAAGCCAACGUGGAGGGGCCGCGCUGCGACAAGUGUAAGACGGGCUUCUUCGGCCUGAGCCCCCACAACCCUCAGGGCUGCCAACCGUGCCGGUGCGACCACAGGGGAACCGUGUCGGGCAACUCCCAGUGCGACCCGGUCAGCGGAGACUGCUUCUGCAAGCGGCUGGUCACCGGGCGCAGCUGCGACCAGUGUUUGCCGGAGCACUGGGCUCUGAGUCUCGACCUGAACGGUUGCCGUCGCUGUGAGUGUGACGUCGGGGGGGCGCUGGACAACCACUGCUCCGUGGAGAGCGGUGAGUGUCGCUGCCGCAGUCACAUGACGGGACGCCAGUGUGCUCAGGUGGAGUCCCGGUUCUUCUUCAUGGCUCUGGAUCACUUCCUGUAUGAGGCCGAGUCGGCCACGAUGGGCCAGGGCUGCACGCUGGAGACCCGGGAGCACCAGCCGGGGCGCCCCGCCACGUGGACCGGCCUCGGAUUCGCCCGGGCACCCGAGGGCGGCACCCUGAAGUUCCUCAUCAGCAACGUGCCGUACUCCAUGGAGUACGACCUGCUGAUCCGCUACGAGUCACAGAUGCCCCGGGACUGGGAGGAGGUGCGAGUCACGGUGAUCCGCCCGGGGCCGAUUCCCACCAGCAGCCCCUGUGGGAACACCAUCCCAGACGACGACCGGCUCACCGUGUCCCUGCCGGCCGGAGCCAGGUUUGCGGUCCCUCCUCACGCCGUAUGUCUGGAGAGAGGCGUGACGUACACCCUCCGCUUCGAGUUCAAGCGCUACCACGACGCCAACAGCAUCCUGAACGGGGCGGCCGACGCCGUCCUCCUCGUGGACUCUAUCGCCUUGAUGCCGCGCCCCUCCUCCCUGGAGAUGUUCAACGCCGGCGACCCGGCCUCCGACAACAGGAAGCAGGCGUACGCGCGGUACCGCUGCCACGAGGCGGCGAAGGGCGUCGCGCGCCCGGCGAUGAGCGACACCUGCGCCAAGCUCGUCGCCAGCAUGUCGGCCGUCGUGAAUGACGGGGCUCUGCCUUGUAGUUGUGACCUUCAGGGCUCCACCAGCUCCAUGUGCGACGUGCGCGGUGGCCAAUGCCACUGCAGGCCCAACGUGAUUGGUCGACGCUGUGACCAGUGCGCUCCAGGAACUCACGGCUUCGGACCGUCGGGCUGCAUCGCCUGCGGCUGCAGCUUGGAGGGAUCCGUGACGAGACUCUGCGACAAGUUCUCGGGUCAGUGCCGGUGCCGGCCCGGAGCGUUCGGCCAGCGGUGCGACGGCUGCCAGGCGGGUCACUGGGGCUUCCCCAGCUGCAGGCCGUGCCUCUGCAACAGCCACGCAGACAGGUGUGACCAGAGGACCGGAGCCUGCGUCAGCUGCAGGGACAACACGGGAGGAGACACCUGUGACAGGUGUGCCAACGGUUACUAUGGUAACCCGGUCUUGGGCAAAGCGCCCAGUGCUCAGUGUCGCGCGUGUCCGUGUCCAGACGGGCCCGACAGCGGACGCCACUUCGCUGCGUCUUGUUACCAGGACGACCGUAACCGACAGAUCAUCUGCAACUGUAACCAGGGCUACACGGGAGCUCGCUGUGGGGAAUGUGCUCCGGGUUUCUACGGCAACCCGUCUCGGCCCGGCGGGCGCUGCCAGCCGUGCCGGUGCAACAACAACAUCGACGUGUCGGACGCGGCCGCCUGCGACCGGCAGACGGGCCGCUGCGGCAAGUGCCUCUACAACACCGAGGGCGGCGACUGCGGCGUCUGCAAGAGCGGCUACUUCGGCGACGCCUCCCGGCGCAACUGCAGGAAGUGCACCUGUAACUUCCUGGGCACGGACCGGGGCCAGUGCAUGGAGCGGGAGGACUGCGUGUGCCAGCGGGCGACCGGCCAGUGCCAGUGUCUGCCCCACGUCAUCGGGCUGCCGUGUGACCACUGCGCCCCCGACCACUGGAACCUGGCCGGCGGGAGGGGCUGCGAGUCGUGCGGCUGCGACCCCAACAACUCGGUCACCUCCUCCUGCAACGAGUUCUCCGGUCAGUGUCAGUGUCGGGACGGCUUCGGAGGGACGACCUGCACGGACUGUCAGGAGAACUACUGGGGAGACCCCGGGACGCAGUGCAGAGCCUGCGACUGCGACUGGCGAGGCAUCGAGACGUCCCAGUGCCACCGGGUGACCGGCCACUGUGUCUGCCAGCAGGGGGUGUCGGGCGUCCGCUGUGACCAGUGUGCCAGAGGCUUCUCCGGCCACUUCCCCGACUGCCAGCCCUGUCACAAGUGCUUCGGGGACUGGGACCGCAUCGUGCAGGACCUGGCCGUGCGCACCAAGACUCUGGCGGGCCGGGCCCACGAGAUCCAGACCACCGGGCUCACCGGGGCCUACGAGAAGGCCUUCGGGGCCCUGGAGGAGAAGCUGGCUCGAGCUCGGGGGAUCGUGGACGCACGCAACGCCACCGCCGCCGCGGUCGCCACCCUGAUGGAGCUCAUCGAAGAUCUCAGAGCGCAGAUCGGUGAGAGCACCGACAGCCUGAACCGCCUGGAGGGCGACCUCACCACGGUGCAGGACAGCAGCUCCGAGGCCAGCAAGGAGCUGAGCGCUCUGGAGAGAGAAGCCCGAGAGCUGAACCUCACCUCGGAGCAGCUGCACCGGCAGCUGGACGUCCUGAAGAACUCAAACUUCCUGGGUGCGUUCGACAGCAUCCACAGCUCCUACAACAAGUCGCGUGAGGCAGAGCGCCGCGCCAACGACUCGACCACCGCGCGGCCCAGCACGGUCAGCCAGUCUGCAGACACGCGGCGCCGCACCGAGCGCCUCAUCGCCGCCAAGAAGGACGACUUCAACCGCAAGAACGCCGCCAACAAGCGAGCGCUCGCAGACCUCAGCGGCCGAGCUCAGGGCCUGGACCUGAAGAAGAUCAACGAGAAGGUGUGCGGCGCCCCAGGUGACGCCCCCUGUGGUGAAAGCCCUUGUGGCGGAGCAGGUUGCCUUGACGAUGAAGGGAGCCGUCACUGCGGAGGACUGAACUGUAACGGCGCCGUGGCGAUGGCCCACAACGCCCUGGAGACGGCCAAGCACGCCGAGAAGCAGCUCCACAAGGCCAUGGGGGACGUGGAGGGCCUCUACACUAAGGUGGCCGACGCCAAAACCAGAGCAGAGGAGGCCAGAGGGAAAGCCCAGGCCGCUCUGGACAAAGCCACAGCCACAAAGAACCAGGUGGAGCGCUCCAACAACGACCUGAGAGACCUCAUCAAGCAGAUCAGAGACUUCCUGACGCAGGAAGGCGCCGACCCCGACAGCAUCGAGGCCGUGGCGAACCGCGUGCUGGAGCUCUCCAUCCCCGCCUCGCCGCUCCAGAUCCGCCAUCUGGCCGACGAGAUCAAGGAGCGAGUGCGCAGCCUCUCCAACGUGGACGCCAUCCUGCGGCAGACGCAGGGCGACGUGCGCGAGGCGGAGCGGCUGCUGCUGGACGCUAAGAGGGCCAGGCACAGCGCCGAGGGCGUGAAGGCCACGGCGGAGACGGUGAGGCGGGCGCUGCUGGACGCUCAGGCGGCUCAGACGUCGGCGGAGAAGGCCAUCGGCAGAGCCACGGCCGACAUCGGGGAGACGGAGGCCCGACUGGUGCAGAUUGAGUCUGAAACCUCCAACAGUGAGAAGGACCUGAGCGAGGCCAUGGACCGCCUGGGCACGCUGGGCCGGGAGGUCGCCGCCCUGCAGACCAAACGGGCCAACAACAGCAUGGCAGCGGCCCGCGCUGAGGAGACGGCCACCAUGGCACGAGACAAGGCCAACGAAGCCAAGCAGAUUCUAGACGGCCAGCUGACGGAUAAAUACCACGAGGUGCAGCAACGAGUCGACACGAAGGCCAAAGCUGUGCAGGAGGCCAAGAAAAGAGCCGAGAGCCUCCGAGAGGAAGCUAAGGAACUCCUGAGAGACGCCCAGAACAAGCUGCACCGGCUAGCAGAGCUGGAGAAGAACUACGAGGAGAACCAGAAGCAUCUGGAGGGUAAAGCGCGUCAGCUGGACGGCCUGGAGGACAAGAUGAAAUCCAUCCUGAGUGACAUCAACAAGCAGAUCCAGAUCUACAACACGUGCCAGUAGCUCCUCCCACUUCCUCAACAACAGUAACAGAGACUUUGAGGAACCGGUGAUGUCAUCACUCUGCACUCUCAUCACGAUGCAUUCACAUAUCCUGAGUGCACACGGUGGCUCUCAUAAUUAUAUAACUAUAUAAUGAUACACACGCAUAACUGAAACCCAGAGCUGACCAUGAACAAGGAGCCGUCACAGAUGUUAUUAUUAGGAUUUUAAUGUGCACAUUAUUAUUGUUUGGAAAUAUAUCCGUGUUUUUAAAAAAAAGUGUGUUUUGAACAUGAACAUUAUAUUUUAGAAUAUGUCAAUCAUACUGUUGAGAAUAAUGCAAACGUAGUUGAACAGAGACUUUAUGAUCGAGUUCAUAAUAAUCAAUAAUCUAUCGUCUCCGUUACUAUGGAUGACAACUCUGAGCUCUCCCUUCAGCAACUUCUGAGGACAAUCUGUAAUAACAACUAAUUACUAUAAGGCGUUAAUCAUUUUUAUAUAUUUAAAAUAAGCCAAACAAUGGAGCCACGGAGAUCCCCUCUCUUCAGAGACGGUCUUUUGGGUUUUAAAUGUUUUACGACCAGCUGCUGUGCCUGGAAUGAAAUGUUUAUAUCGAGUCUGCCUUCGAAACACAGGAAACAAAUCAUAUGAACUUUGUUAUGUAAAAAUAUCUGACUGCUCAGCCAAAAGAUCAAAGAAGGCCUCCUCCGCCUGGAGCGUGAGGCUGUCCACGAUACAGUAGGGCUGUAAUAAUAACAGAUGUUGUUGUUGUUGUUGUUGUGGACCUACCCUGGACUAAGAGUUGAUCCUGAGAUCACUUCGCCCCCUUUUCACACACACAUUGUUGACCCAGGGCGAUAAGAUUCACACUUCUACUCGCCCGGUUAACACAAGACUAACGUUCACGCUCUAGAAAGACGACUAUCACAGACUAGACAACAACAACAACAACAAUAUGAUGCAAACUUCCAGACAAGAGUUCUGGUCCAUUUUCAGGGGGAUAACCCCGCAAAUUCAAGGCCGACCGCGGGGCUGGAGCCCGAGGCUGAAGUCGGGGUGAGUCUCAGCCCCAAGGGAACCGCCCUCGGUCCUCAUGGGUCCUCAUGGGUCCUCAUGGGUCCUCAUGGGUCCUCAUGGGCCGGAGCCUUCAGGCUGCAGGUGGAAACACGCAGAUAUGAGGAGUGUGUGUGAAGAACAAAAUGUCAAACGAUGAACGACAUGCCAAAGCAAAAAUACCAAAAGAAGCUUGUGCAAAGUGGUGAAUAAAGCCGGAUGAGUGAAGACGUUUCUGUGUGUGCGCCGCUUGUUGUGUCGUCGCUGUAUCCGAGGCCCAUUUCAUACGCUGGCUGUCUGCAUGGGUUCACACAGCAGGGUCCCGGUCCAUUUGGACCCUCUGGACCCACUCAGUAUAUUCCAUCUCUCCAUUCUAGACUUUAAAAAGUUUAUUUAAUGACAUUCAUACAUCUCAAUGAUUUGGGUGAUGAUCAUAAACCUUCUCGGGUACAAAACAGUCUCCUUCGUUAAUGAGAUUUUGUAUUAUACUAUUUUUUUAAAGGGAAAUAUGCAAAUAGACACCGAUGAAACCAGAGAUGAAGAACACUCAUAUAGAGUCAACAUUGGUGCUUCUCAUACUAAUUAUAAAUAUGAGCUGAUACACAGUGACAUGUAUAUUUUUUUAAUGUUAUUUUUGAGUAAUUUAAAGCAAUCGUGGUGGCUCGUUGGGACUCCCUGGCGUGGAGUCGUGCUCCACCGGGGGAGCUGCAUCAUCACCGUCGGCAUGCGGAGGAUGACACAGGGCCCCGUCUAAUAGUCGUAUGGCCCUCCUCCAGAGGGUUAAAAAUAAAUGUCUGUGGGAACGUAGGCCCAUAUAAAUAGUUGACAUAUGAACAUCUUUUGAAUUUUGACUGGAGGAUCAGGGAUGGUCUUCAGCUCAGAAACCAACCAGGAUCAUACACUUGAAUAUUGAAUUACUAUCUGAGGUUUCCUGACCCUUCAGAUUAAAAACUGUAUUGAUAUAUAUACAUAUAUAUACACAUAUGAUACGUAUAUAUAUAUAGAUAAUGAGGCAUUAUUUAAACUUAUUAUAUUUUUUGCAACCCUUUUUCGCUGUUGAUUACAUCCUGAUAAAUAAGCUUUAGAAAAUAUAUUAUAUAUUAGUUUAUUAUUAUUAUAUAUGUAUAUACACUACCGUUCAAAAGUUUGGGAUCACCCAGACAAUUUCGUGUUUUCCAUGAAAACUCACUUUUAUUUAUCAAAUGAGUUGCAAAAUGUAUAGAAAAUAUAGUCAAGACAUUGACAAGGUUAGAAAUAAUGAUUUGUAUUUGAAGUAUUAAUUUUUUUCUUCAAACUUUGCUUUCGUCAAAGAAUGCUCCUUUAGCAGCAAUUCCAGCAUUGCAGACCUUUGGCAUUCUAGCUGUUAAUUUGUUGAGGUAAUCUGUUGAAAUGUCACCCCACGCUUCCUGAAGCACCUCCACAAGUUGGAUUGGCUUGAUGGGCACUUCUUGAGGACCAUACGGUCAAGCUGCUCCCACAACAGCUCAAUGGGGUUGAGAUCUGGUGACUGGCCACUCCAUUACAGACAGCAAGCUGCCUGCUUCUUCCCUCAAGAGUUCUUGCACAAUGUGGAGGUGUGCUUUGGGUCAUUGUCCUGUUGGAGGAGGACAUUGGCUCCAAUCAAGCGCUGCCCACAGGGUAUGGCAUGGCGUUGCAAAAUGGAGUGAUAGCCUUCCUUAUUUAAAAUCCCUUUACCUGGUACAAAUCUCCCACUUUCCCAGCACCAAAGCAGCCCCAGACCAUCACAUGACCUCCACCAUGCUUGACAGAUGGUGUCAGGCACUCUUCCAGCAUCUUUUCACCUGUUCUGCGUCUCACAAAUGUUCUUCUGUGUGAUCCAAACACCUCAAACUUGGAUUCAUCUGUCCAGAACACCUUUUUCCAAUCUUCCUCUGUCCAAUGCCUGUGUUCUUUUGCCCAUACCAAUCUUUUCUUUUCAUUGGCCAGUCUCAGAUAUGGCUUUUUCUUUGCCACUCUGCCUAGAAGGCCAGCAUCCCGGAGUCGCCUCUUCACUGUCGACGUUGACACUGGCGUUUUGCGGGUACCAUUUAAAGAAGCUGCCAGUUGAGGACCUGUGAGGCGUCUAUUUCUCAAACUAGAGACUCUAAUGUACUUGUCUUCUUGCUGAGUUGUGGGGGGGGGGGGGGUGCUAGUGAGUGUGCUCACCUAUACGCGCGGAUGUGUCGGCGCGCAUUACCGCAGAGCGAUGCGACCCGAGAAGUGUUAACGGGGGUGCUGAGCGAUUAAACAUCUCUCUUGUUCUGCCUGUUUUGUGAUAUACAUGCCUAAAAGGUGCCUAAUAUUUCUAGACUGAAAUAAUAUCGGCAUUAUAAUUAUUAUAUGUAUGAGGAUUUUUUUAGUUGCCUAUUUUGUGGUGCCCCUUCAGGACUUGGUGCCCUACGCUCAGCGCACUAUGGGAGCGGCGGCGCUGAUCACAACUCUGAUCAAAACAUAAACUAGGGAUUGUAGUGUAUUUUGCAUUACCGCCAUUCGUAUCGUUAUGGGCCCAGAGGCUUGCAAGGUUUCUGUAGUGUGGAGUGAAGUCAUGUGUGAGUGGGGGCUAUAGGCCCCCUCGAAACCAUUGCGGCCAGCCUAUAGUUCCGAACGUGAACGCCUCUUCUUUACUCCUAUAUAAGCUGUAACAACAUAUACAAACGUUGAACUUUCUCAUCUGGACCCUGAAAGUUUCCGGUCGUUCUAAUAGGCGUCUGUUUUGACUUGUAUACUCUUGUAGAAUAAACUUUGUAUUCUUAUCAAG
This is a messenger RNA of Pseudoliparis swirei, 9253 nucleotides long. RefSeq names its product laminin, beta 2 (laminin S) (gene lamb2). The record is from RefSeq and is a predicted model, not a curated record. Gene Ontology annotation, molecular function: extracellular matrix structural constituent. Gene Ontology annotation, biological process: basement membrane assembly; substrate adhesion-dependent cell spreading; cell migration. The transcript is spliced from 35 exons. NCBI's taxonomy places the organism in Eukaryota, Metazoa, Chordata, Actinopteri, Perciformes, Liparidae. Gene Ontology annotation, cellular component: laminin trimer. Bases 112 to 5463 code for a protein of 1783 amino acids.